Moneuplotes crassus is the source of this 783-nucleotide messenger RNA. The record is from the annotation of a GenBank genome assembly. Lineage: Eukaryota; Ciliophora; Spirotrichea; Euplotida; Euplotidae.
UUUAAAUAGAAUUAUUUUAAUAUGAGCAAGAUACAGGCAGCUAUUGACCAAACCAUCGAGAAUAAGACUCCAGUAGGAGUAAUUAAAGAUGGAAACCUCAACAUUAUUGUCUUGAAUGGCAAUGAAAACAAGCUGGACCUUACCUUCUGUGCACGCCUUCAUGAAGCCCUGGAUGAAGUUGAAAAACAGGAAGAUAUCAGAGGACAAGUGCUUGUCACGGUCUCUACUAAUCCAAAAAUAUUUUCUAGUGGAAUUGGUAUGGAGGAACUUCACUCAGAAGAUGAUAUACUAGAAACUCUAAAUGGGCUCAAUAGAUAUAUGCUUAGAAUGCUGAAAAGCCGGAUUCCAACCGUCGCCUGUGUUAAUGGCGAUGCUAUCGCUGGAGGAUGGUUCCUGGCUAUGGCUCAUCAUUAUAGAACCAUGAACGAAGACAGUGGUUGUAUGUCUCUGAUUGAAAUACUUCUGAGUGUGCCUAUCCCAGAAGCCUUUAACGCUUUUGGAGUUCAAAAGCUUGGAGCACACAACUAUUGGGAAGCUUCUUGCUUAGGCAAUAGAUAUGCAGCCAAAGAAGCUCUCGAAAAAGGCCUUGCUACUCAAGUCUAUCCAGAGAAGGAUCUUUUUGCAAUGACUGAAGAGUUUGCUGAGAGUCUAUCUGCUAAAAGCCUAGACCCUGUUACUUUCCAAGUAAUGUCUGAGGACAUAUAUAAAACAGCCAUUGAGAAUCUAGAGGGCCCACAAAAUCUGGAUUCGACAGUUAAAGAGAUUGCAAGAUUCUUAUCAUAG